AACAGUUGCUUCCGUGUUGCUUUGAGCGCGGACUCAACGGACUAUGCAUUUGGAUAUUUGGAUGUACGAUUCAAGACAAAAAGGGGGAGUUAUCUCUUUAUUCAGCUAUUGGUGAACGUUUGAAUAUUAUAAAUGUGGUGAAAGUAUCGCAGUGACCAUCAGAACAAGUAAUGUCCUGUGGGUUUAUAUCGGUUUGCUGUUUUAGGAGGAUAAUUAAACACCGUCGCGAAAAUGAUAAUGUUGACAUGAUGCCCGCACGUUCACGACUUUCUACAUGAAUCCACUUGGUUUGGCCGCAGGGAUCUUGUUUUAUUUCUGUUAUUUUGUCUCCAGCCCACAAUGCCCAACACCAGUGCAAGGCCCAAGCAUGGCAGAAGGACCCGGAGGCGACGCAGAACGGAGGACCUUGCCAGGGACCAGCUAGUCUCCAGUUCCCUAGAGAGUGCCCAGCAAUGUUUGUACAGCCAGGAUUAUGGAACAGCUUUUGCGCACUACCUCCUCAUUCUCAACCUGGCUCCUGUGUUUAAGGACUUUGCAAGGAAAAAUAUACAUGGAAACAGCGUUCCCUCGCCCGGACGCGGGUCACCAGGGCUUCCCUUCUAGAGCCAGACCUGGAGGUGGGGCAAGUUGGCGAGCACCUGGUAGCUCGGCUUUCAUCCAUGGAGCCCAGCCAGGCACAGCCUGGAGAAGAAAUGAGUCGUUCAGGUUCACUCUCUUCAAGUGGGCUGAAGAGCUGGACUCUGUGGGACGCAUUCAGGAACUCUUCGACUGCUACGAGCAGGCACUCGGAAUUUUCCCAGCUGACGAAGUCAUCAUUAACAGCAUGGGCGAACAGCUGUUCAGAAUGGGAUUCAGAGAUGAAGCAGCGGGUCAUUUUCACAAAGCCUUAAAGUUGAGACCAGACUACCCGGAAGCCAGAGAAAACUUUUACCGUGUGGCCAACUGGCUGGUGGAGCGUUGGCAUUUCCUCAUGCUCAACGACCACGGCAGGAACCAGAAGUACCAGCAAGCCAUUCAGAAGGCUGUUCAGGGCGGCUGCAGCACUGUACUUGAUAUAGGUACUGGCACUGGAAUCCUUGGCAUGUGUGCCAAGAAGGCUGGGGCUGCUGAGGUGUUUGCCUGUGAGCUGUCCAAAACCAUGUUUGAGUUAGCUUGUGAGGUGGUGGCUGCUAAUGGGAUGGAAGGUAGCAUCAAGAUUCUCCAUAAGAAAUCUCUUGAGUUGGAAGUGCCAACAGAUAUCCCACACAGGGUGUCCCUGGUGGUGACGGAGACCGUGGACGCUGGACUGUUUGGUGAGGGCAUCAUAGAGAGUCUCAUUCACGCCUGGCACAACCUUCUGCUGCCUCCAAAGAGCGAUGAGAAUGAAUUCAAAGAAGAGUCUACCACAGGGAGAGUCAUCCCCGCUGGAGCCACAGUCUUUUGCAUGGCUGUUGAGUGCCUUGAAAUCCGCCGACAUCACAGGCUCUGUGUGACGGAGGUGGGUGGUCUGUCCAUGGAGGCGGCCGGGGGACUCCGCAGUCCGGUGAGCUGCAGCUCUGAGCCGGAUGACUCCACGGAGCCGUACACCACAGAGAGACUCAGCAGGCUGCCAGGAGGCUACACACCGCUCACCCAGCCAUUCACAGCUCUAAAUAUAGAUUUCAACAAUGUUCACGAACUGGAAGGCCUGAGCUCCAGGGAAGUUCAGGAAAUCUGUCUGCCUGUCACUGAGGAGGGACAGCUGGACGCCCUGGCUGUGUGGUUCCAGCUCCACCUGGACGAGGAGAACAGUCUGUCUACUGGACCCCAGGAAGACACCUGCUGGGAACAGGCCAUCUAUCCCUUCCACAGCACCGUGUGUUUUGUGCUAAAGCCACGAGACGAGUUGAUCGUUGAAGUGUCCUGCCGUGACGCCUACCUGAGACUCAGCAGUGUCGCUGUGCUGAGAGACGGGCAUAAAAUUCAUCUGGAUGGGGGAGCGGAGCUGAAACGUUCCGGAAAUCUCGUUCCGAACCCAGAAGCAGAACUGUGCAGUGCUUUAGCAUGCCUCCAGACAAACCACAGUCAGUCCGAUGACUUCUGCAUCCUGGAGUGUUCGGAGAUGGCGCUCCUGAACAAUCAGGAGUACCACCAGAGUUUUUGUGGUGCGUUAAAUAAGCUCAUUUCCCAGUUAAAGGAUAAAAACAAUGAGCAAGAAUGCGCCACAUCCAUGCCAGUCGGGAGCCCGCUCUAUGUGCUGGACGUGUCUGAGGGUUUCUCUCUGAUCUCCGUCAUCGCGGCUCGGCAGGGUGGCGUGAAAGCCUUCAGCUCGGUGGAAAAGAACAAGCAGCAGGAAGUUCUGAGGAGACUCUCUCGGUCCAACGGGAUCUCCGUGCAGCAUCUAGAGUUCUGGCUUAACCACAAGGAGGAGGAACAGGGGGUUCUUCAGAGACCGUCCACGGAGAAGCUGUGGAGCGCCAUCAUCCUGGACUGUGUGGAAACGUGUGGGCUCAUCAGACAAAAGCUGAUGGAGAAAGCUUCCCUGGCCAGGUGUUUGCUGGAGGAAGGUGGGCGCAUUUUCCCAGAGAAGGUCGUUGUUUAUGGGAUGCUGGUGGAGUCGGACACGCUGCUUCUGGAAAGUGCCGUUCAGGGUCGGGAGCCAACUCUGGGGUUCAACAUCGCUCCAUUCAUCAAUCAGUUUACUGUACCCGUUCAUGUCUUUCUGGACUUUUCCACACUGAAGUGCAGACGGCUCAGUGAGACUCUAGAACUCUUUGUUCUGGACCUUAUGGAUUCUAACGCAAACUACACCAGCAGAGAAGUCAAGGUCCAAGCCACAUCUGCAGGGAGAUUAACUGCAGUUCCCUUCUGGUAUCACAUCCAUCUGGACCAGGAGAUUAGCGUGAGCACGCUCCACCAGAACUCUCACUGGAAACAGGCAGCUGUUGUUCUGCAGCAGCCUCUGGAGGUUCUGGAAGGAGACUGGAUCUGCCUCGCUGUGAAGCUUCAUGAAAGCUCCAUCUCCAUCUCAGCUUGUGUAGCAAACUCUCCUCUACAAAUGGACUGAUCCCUUUUAUGAUGUCAACUUUUAUAGUUACAGAUUUUUGGUCUUUUCACGGUCUGUUGGAAGUGUUUUGGAUGCUGCACUUUCUCCCCCUCCAGUGUCAUUUUUCAUGUAUCGCUUCACCAGUGGGAGUCUGGUUCAUCAAUAUUUAAGUCUUUAGUUAUGGACUUAAUUCUGCUUUACUGUAGUCAUUAAGAAAAUGUUCAUGUAAACAUAUUUUCAAGAUGUUUGUCUGAAUUAAACUGCUCAGUACCGCUGACAUUUAAUUAUUAAAUGCAAGAAAAGUG
Messenger RNA from Nothobranchius furzeri (turquoise killifish), 3309 nucleotides. RefSeq names its product protein arginine methyltransferase 9 (gene prmt9). Lineage: Eukaryota; Metazoa; Chordata; Actinopteri; Cyprinodontiformes; Nothobranchiidae. The record is from RefSeq and is a predicted model, not a curated record. Gene Ontology annotation, biological process: peptidyl-arginine methylation. Gene Ontology annotation, molecular function: protein binding; protein-arginine omega-N monomethyltransferase activity.